Messenger RNA from Triplophysa dalaica, 1330 nucleotides. RefSeq names its product ALK and LTK ligand 2a-like. Gene Ontology annotation, molecular function: receptor tyrosine kinase binding; receptor signaling protein tyrosine kinase activator activity. Bases 200 to 628 code for a protein of 142 amino acids. The transcript is spliced from 6 exons. The record is from RefSeq and is a predicted model, not a curated record. NCBI's taxonomy places the organism in Eukaryota, Metazoa, Chordata, Actinopteri, Cypriniformes, Nemacheilidae. Gene Ontology annotation, biological process: positive regulation of ERK5 cascade; positive regulation of ERK1 and ERK2 cascade.
UUUCUUGGGACGCACACUCUCCCUCUCUCUCUCUUUCUCGUCGUAUCCUCGCGUGGGUUAUAUAGACACCGAGACUCGACAAAUACAGCGCGCGCUCAGGACACCUCGAGCUGUCAGAUUGACGGAAACCAACGACUCGAUACGAGCGUCCACAGCGAUCUCGAGGAUUUUGGCUGCGCGCACUCUGGUUCCAGGAGCGAUGCGCGCGCUGCGGGCUCCAGUUCUGGUCGUGGGGCUCGUGUUGUUCAUCUGCACUACAGUGCACAGCUAUCCCAGCAUAAACAAGGGCGAAAAAGACGAGAAAACCUGGUUCAGACGGAUAAUGGACAUCAUGAGGAAAGUGGAAAACAGUGUUGGUGACGGGAGCGCGCAUUCCACGUCAAAGGACCGUCAUAAUCUCAAAACGAAGACAGGCGAAACAAUUUUAGAAAUCUUUCCCAGAGACCUCAGAAAAAAGCAGAGGAUUAUACAUCAUUUAACAGGUCCCCUGUAUUUCAGUGCGAAAUGCAAAAAGCAUGUCUACAGACUGUAUCACAACACAAGAGAUUGCACCAUGCCUGCAUACUACAAGAGGUGCGCGCGGCUCCUGACACGACUAGCAGAGAGUCCAAGGUGUCAAGAGGUUUAACUCCACCAGCAGGUUGAAGCCAAACCCAGAAAAAAGCAGUCAAAGUGCCUUUUGGACAAGAGAAAAGAAUUUAAACCAACACGCAACAUUCCAACAAAUCACCACAUUGAGUCCAAAACACAGUUCUGCCUCUCCAGAGAACUAGAAAAGAAUCGAGUCGUAAACAGCCUCAAAAAAAAGGGAUGCACUUGCCUGAGGACAUAACGGUGGACUCGACUCGCCAAGACGAAAGCUGCAAGAAGUCAGAGAGCGAGGAAAGCAUCUGGCCUAAUGAGUUAUGAACCCUUUCGCCAAGAGAGAAAAACAUCUCACCACAAGAAAGGGACCGUCUUGGUUUUGCAUUCCCUUAGCAUCCGACAAUGGGAUUUCAGUGCUGAUCGACGGAGUUGGCAGCGAGAGAGCCUUUGUUUUGUCUGUGCUAGCACUGGAAACCUGCAUGAACGUUUUAUUUUGCUUCCGUUCGCCAGCAGCACAUUAAUGAGACUGGUUGAUCUUUGCCGUAAAUCUGUGACCAAAAGCUUUUCGUAUUUUGGCCAAGAGUGUACGACUGUGCAAUAUAGUCAAUAUAUUUUGAUGUAUAGAGUAUGUAAAUAUUGUACAAACGAGACCUAUUACAAACAUAUAAGCAUCUGACGUGCGAUGGGUUCGUUAGGAUGUGUAUAUUUAAGAGAAAAUAUAUUUAAAUAAAUUAUGAUUGUUUAA